Messenger RNA from Pecten maximus, 9577 nucleotides. Its product is annotated as acyl-CoA:lysophosphatidylglycerol acyltransferase 1-like. Gene Ontology annotation, cellular component: endomembrane system. Gene Ontology annotation, molecular function: acyltransferase activity. The transcript is spliced from 6 exons. Lineage: Eukaryota; Metazoa; Mollusca; Bivalvia; Pectinida; Pectinidae. Bases 343 to 1479 code for a protein of 378 amino acids. The record is from RefSeq and is a predicted model, not a curated record.
CGAGUCUAAGUCCCUAUCUGAACCAACAGGUGCGCUCUUAGGCCCUAUAGAACCGAUGACACACCAGUGUUAGUUACAACGUAUUGAUUGCCAUAAAUAUAAGCUAUAUGUAUAAUUUUGUAUCACAAAAAUGUAUAUGAUAACAAUUAAUUUUGAACAAACAAUAUUACGUUCAGUUAUCAUAACCCGUUUAGUUCCGACGUUGUAAAAGUAAACUGAAAGGAGAUCGCUCAAGGGCAGUCACUCUGUCGAAGUAAGGUGAUCUCAUGGUAGCUUAUUGAAGCGGACAGCUGCGGACACCCACCCACCUUGACCACAGCGAAUAAAAGGUGUUGGUCAGAGAUGGACCUUCCCCUCCCCCUCAGGCUUCUGCGGUACUCACUGCGAAUUGCCUAUGUCAUAGUAACCAACUUAAUGGCAAUCCCAGCCUACAUCACUUGGAUGUUUCUCCUAUACCCUGUGAAGUGCCUAGCUCCAAACAUCUUCUGGACCAUAGAACCUAUUCUAUUUAAAGGACUUUUGGCUUUCGUCACAUUCUGGGUCAGUUCUGGCGGUUACAGAAUGAUCGAGUCGGGAGAUCAACUGGACAAGAUAUUAGAAGCUAAGGCCAUUUUACUUGUGAAUCACCAGUCCACCUCAGAUGUCCCUGUUGUCAUGGCCAGUUUUCAACCCAAAAGACUAGCCAUAGGACAUAUGAUGUGGAUCAUGGAUUAUAUUUUCAAAUUCACAAAUUUUGGUUGGAUUUCUCAUUUCCAUGGAGAUUUCUUUAUACAACAGGGUAAAGUAGGCAGAGAAGAACAACUGACACUCCUAGAAAAUCAUCUAAACGUAAUAUUUAAAAAAUCACUUCAAAAAUGGAUAAUUUUGUUCCCAGAAGGAGGAUUUCUGAGGAAAAGACGCAAGAGGAGUCAAGACUUUGCCAAAAAACAUGACUACCCUGUGUUACAACAUGUGACGCUGCCGAGGCUCGGAGCUAUACAGGUCGUCAUCAACACGUUGUGCGAGAACAAUCACCCAGCUGCUGAAAGAAAAGAAUCCAAAGAGAAGCAUCCCUCCAAAUCUACAGGAAUUGACUGGGUCAUAGAUAUGACAAUAGGAUACCCACAGGCUGAACCACUCGACCUUCACGGAAUGUGUAUAGGAUACUGGGCGCCGCGCGACAUCUCUGUACACUACCGUGUCUAUCCUAUUAACGAAGUACCCACCCACAACACAGAACUCUUCACAAACUGGCUCUAUGACCGUUACCACGAAAAGGACAAGUUUCUAGAACAGUUUUACACCAAUAAUGUUAAUUUUGAGGAUUCUGACAAGGAAGACAGACAGCAUCCGCGCAUGAAGAGGCAUAGUGUUGAUAUAGACCUAAUAAGUCUGCUAUUUUUCCAUUUUUUCUAUGCAACCUCCACCUACAUAUUCUGGUGUUAUCUGUACUCACCGGUCUUCAGUAUGGUGUCUUCGUGCCUAGACUUGGUGUUUUGACUGCUGCUAACUGUCAACAUAGGUUUGUAUUUACAUUGAACAAGAGAAGUAUUUUACAAGAAUUAUAACAGACAUUUAUUUCUGAAUCAGAUUUUCUGUCCCAGCUUUUAGAAUUGCAUGUUUUUCUUUCAUAUAUGUUUCUGAAUGUUCAGAAUGCAAUCAUGUCUGAACUUCACCUAUCUGUCUGCGAGUUUGUCCUAAAAUACAGAUGUACUGUAGUUCAUUAAAAAAAAUUAUAAUCUAUUUUGCUAUAGUUUGCAUCCAAAAUGUUCAAGAUGUAAUAUCUAACUAAAAAGUAUGUAAUUUUCCCAGAAUCAAAGAAAAGAAAAAAAAACAAGAAUUUUUUUUUUCCAAGUUCCAAAUUCAUGCAACUACAUUAUAUAUGUACAUAGAAAUACAAAUCUAGUCAUAAGGUAUUUUCUAACUCUUUUUUUUUUUUCCAUGUUUAACAUUAUUUUAUAAAUCGUGAACCUUUUAAAUUAGUAAGAAAAUCAGGACUGUACUACACAUUUUUAAGUGCUACAUAGAUUACAGUGAAUUUCCAUUGGGAAAAAUCGGAUAACUAGUGAAGUAUUGCAUAUUUAAUAUGUACUUCUGUGUCAAUGAACAAGAAAGUCAGUGGUUAUGCAGUAUAUAUUUUGCCAUUCUGAAUGGUUUGGGGAGUACACGAUUGGAGAUGUGCUCGAUUUCAAGAACUCUGGUACAUUGCAAACAUUCAGCAGACCUAAACAAGUACAGGGUGGAAUGAAAAUUUAACACUUCAAAAAAGAAAUUCCAAAUAUGCCCAAUCACAUCAAUAACAAGUAAAAAUGUGUGUGGUUUGUUCUUGAGCUAUAAUUCAGCAGGCAAUUGUUUAGCUUUUAAGAAAUUAACGCUCAUUUUUGUUUAGCAAGACGCUAUCGACGGUACCCAUGAUAAAAAACAUAUUGUCACGAUUGAAGCAUUGUUGAAUAUGUCACACUUUGGACACAUUGUAGCUACUGCAUUGUUCUUCACAUUUUUCAUUCUGUUUACCUGUGAAUCAGAUUAGAGAUGGACUUUGGCCAGAAUGUGAUCCAGCAUAAGAUUCAAUUACAAUUCCUAAGAAGUGCUGAGUGAAAUCGAGCAUGCUUUUACAGUCCUUGGUAGGUUGGGUAUGAUGGAAUCUGUACACAGUGUAUUAAAGGUAACAAAUGAGAUUACAGAUGCUUUAUCACUAGGAUGAUAUUUUACAGAUUAUGUAUUUUAGUUAUAACAUGUAUUUGGUGUUUCGCUCAAUAUUGAAUGAUUCUAAAUGUUUGUGGCAAACACAUUGGGUAAAAUUGUGAAUCCAGUCACAACCUAGUAAAGGGACCAAAGCAUAGUAAUAUUGACCCUUCGAAGUUUUCAACGCCGGAUCAUCCAAGGUGUGAAAUAAUGCAGACAGUGUGUAUCCAUGGCUUGACAAUGUAGUGAAUCAUGAUGUACCAUUUUGAAAUGAAAAAAAAAAGAAGAUAUAAUGAAUUUUUUUAUAUGUACUUUUUAUGUUAAAUCUUUGUCAGUGUAAUACAACAUUUACCAUGGUAACAUUUAGACCGACAUAUUAGGUUCAUUUCACUUAAGGCUAUAUGCUACCUUAUACAUUUUGUUUGUGCCUUGUGUUGGAGUUAAUUAUCUGUGUAGAAAAUUUGAACAUCCGUACCAUUACAUAAUCAUUACAAGACUAAUAAUUAUCUAUGAAUAUUAUUAAAAGUUUUUAUAGCAUGGAAAUCUUUUUUAAAAUACACAUUUGACAAAAGGUAGCAUGUUGCCUUAAGAUUUUUCAUAUUUUUGAAGCCAGAGACAUGUUCCGAAGGCUACAUAAAUCAGACAUGAUUUUUGUCCUCUUUAAACUGAAUUUUUUUUUUUUUUUUUUGUCUUUAAAUUGAAAUUUUAAAACAAUUGUAUGUGCAUACCUGAGUUGCUGUUUUAUGUUGUAAAUAUGAACAUUUAGUAUGCCCGGUUACAGUAUGUGUUAGAGUGUUUAAUAAUGACAUUACAGUAUCUGAUAAUGAAACUAGUCAUCUUGGAUAUAUUUCAUUGAAAAAAAAUAGUAUUUUCAAAAAUCUUACACUUACGUGUGUUCAAUAUACUUGUACUUACGAAAACAAGUAAAUUCUUAAAAAAAUAUUUUUGAAAAAAAAUUCUAUAUUUUAAAUUCCUGUACCAGAUAUAUACAAGUAUGUCUUCCUUACAUUAAUUCCCUGUUAACAGUUUGUCAUACAUAUUCAUUGAUACAUUCAAAGCUGAUAUUCUACAAAGUGAUAAAAUUUGUAAUUGUCAAAGAUAGUAAUAUGCAUUAAAUCAUAUACAUGGAUAAACUUCGGACAUUUACAUCAAGAUAAUGAAACUUAAAAUAAUAAAUUAGGUAGAGCCAUCAGAGUUAAGCAGAGUUUCAUCAUGAUUAAUCCUAAGUAUAUUCAGGGUAUUGUAGAUCUAGAGCUACCUCAGAGUUAAGUAAAGUUUCGUUGAAAUUAAUCUUAAAUAUAUUCAGAAUAUCGUAGAGCUCCAUCCAUAUCCGAUAAGAGUUCCCGCAAAAUUAUGCAGAGUUUCAUCAGAAUUAAGAAAAACUUGAGAAAUAAUUUCCUUUGUUAAUUUUUAAUGUACCUUACAUCAUUUAUAGUAAUGUUCCUAAUUACAUACAUAAUAUAUAAAGAAAGUAAAGAAAGAAGAGGUUGGCAAGUGUAGAGUUGGCACUUAGUUUACAUGUUUAUUUACUCACAUCGUUUUGGUUCUACCUCGAUGAACAUUGUCAUUCACUGUGUUGCAUUCCAAAGAUGAACUUCUGGGUAAAACUGCAUCAGUAUUUCUUGUACUUGUGUUCACAAAGCUUAAUUAUAGCACAAUAUAUUUCAGGGAGAAUUAUAACAUAACAGUCAUAUAUUGAAGGAGAAUUACAGUCAUAUAUUGAAGGAGAUUUUCUAUGUUUAUAGUUGAGAACAACAAAAAAAUGGUUACUGGGGUAACAAUAUUGCUUCAUCUGACUGGCGCCCACCUUACCAGUUUGCUGGUAACAAUAAAAUGUUCUGACAUGAGGGAAAAGCUCGAAAUUUUCAACUCAAUGUUAUUGUUUCAUUCGAUCUAAACACCAUGUAUGCUUGUUGCUUAGGAACUUAGAGUGAGCAGAUUAGCUUUUGUGAUCUCCGUAGGUUAAAGGUCAUUGUGUUAAGAUGGAUAUGAAGGGCCAAAGGUCACUACUCUUUGUCUCUAUUUGUGUUGCUGAUAUAUGUUGAUAGGGAGUAUGGUAUAACUUAAUACAGAUCUGUUAUUGCUAACAAUAAAACGACACGUUAUUGUACAAGCUUAUGUUGUUGAACAUGAUUAUUGUCAUCCUUGAUACUCUAGAGGUUGUAUUCACUUCUACUCUGUAAAGAACGAAAGUCUGCACAGAGCGAAAGUAACCCCUCGAGUAUUGAGCAUGGUUUUAUUGCAAUUGCCUGAAACAGUUGACAAAAUCAAAAAGAAACAUUUUAUUUCUGAUUUCAUCGAUUGCUUUUCUCAUCAAUCAUCUUUAAAUGUAUAAACCAAAUGAACAACUUUACAAAGGACCAAAUCAGAUCUUAUUUGAUAGCCAGGUGAUUAUGGACCAAAUGUGGAAAUACUGAUAAAAAGACAAAUAUUUACAUCUUUCCACUUCACUCUUUUAGCUUUCAAAUUUUAUUUCAAACCACUCCAUCCAGAUAUUAUAAUAGAUGUCGUCUUUAAUUUCAAAUACAACUGCCAUAGAAAAACAAAAAGUUUGUUUUGCCUUAUAAUAAUGUAUACUUUUUCUAGGACAAAGAAUAUUUGAAGAAUAGUUCAAUCACAAGUGUUAUUCUUUAGAUGUUUUUGAGCUUUGACUUUGCACAGAGGAAAGUUUUGUAUUCGGAAGGCGACUAGUGUUUUCCUCAACUGUGGAUGAAUCCCACAAAUCUCAGCUUCCCAGUCCAUCGUUCUAGAAAUCAAGCUAAACAGACAUUUCCUCUAACAUGCAACUGAAAGGUGAACAAAUGAUCAAAGUAAAACAUUACUAGCUCUCCCAGCCUUUUUGAUGUGAUUGACCACAGUCUAUUAGCACAGGUUCUGUCCAGCAUAGCCUCUCAUCUCCUGUAGCUUUGCAGUUCAGGUCAGUGUCACUAAACUGUAAUAGGGGCAGUACUGAAUAGUGUGCUUCAACCAGGAAUCAUAUCUACAAGCCCUGGCAUCAGUCUGCUGCUCUACGUAUGGUGUUAUAGGUUAUUAUCCUCGAACAUGAAGAAGGCAACCAUACUGCUUUGUGUAAUUAAACCCCGUCAGCUUUAUUACAAAAUCACCAAAGUCUUUAAUACACUAAAUAGCUUGUCUUUCAUUAAGCUUAAAGGUAGCAGUGAGGACUGGUUAGUCAGUUGUCAGGACUGGUUCGUCGGUUGUCGGAACUAGUUCCUCUGUUUCAGGGACUGGUUAACUAGUUGUUGUCAGGACUGGUUUGUCGGUUGUCGGGACUGGUUCGUCGGUUGUCGGGACUGGUUCGUCGAUUGUCGGGACCAGUUCGUCAGUUGCAUGACUGGACUGGUUCCUCUGUUGCAGGGACUGGCUAGUCUGUUGUCAGUAUAAUAUGGGCAGGGACAUCAUACUACAUUGUAUUUCAGUGUUAGGACAUUAUAUCAACACAAAUGAUCUUAUCAUAAUAUAAAUGACCUUGAUAAUUAAACCCAAUCAAAGGAACCUUUGCACCCUAAAAUCAGACAGUAUUCUCAAUUUUAAAAUUUGACCCCUGGAAUGAUAACAUUAAUUCAGAGGCUUUCAUUACAUGCCUCAAUAGAUAGCUUUUGUAAAUGAGAUAUGAAAUAUCAUGUUUAAAUAUUUGAUUCUUUUAUCUGGAAUGUCCACAUCAAUUGCUAAGCAACCUGGCUACAGAGGAUCAUAUGGAUAUGCUAGUAAUCCUUUUCUAUUUUUAAUUUUGAUAAAUGUAAAUAUAAAGUAUAUACAUGUACAUGUAAAGCUGUUGCUCAAAACAACUCUGUUAUUAUCAAAGAUUUUGAAAUUCAUUCUGUUGUCAAAUAAUUAUGUUCAAAGAUUUGUUAAAGUUUACUGAGGAACCUUGCUCUGUUUCAUUUGUCAUUUCAUUGUGGUUUUUAGAUGUGACCAGCUUAAGUUUUAAGUGUUACUAACUUCAGGUGUGACCUAGAUAAGACCAGUGUGUCACUAAUGUGUGACCAAGGUGUCAAUUAACCACAACUAAUUUAAAGUGUGACUUAGGUGUGAAAUAGCCACGGCUAAUUAAAUGUGACUUUGGCAUAAAAUAGCCACGGCUAAUUAAAUGUGACUUUGGCAUAAAAUAGCCUUGGCUUAUGAAAUGUGUGACCUUGAUGUGAAAUAGCAAUGUCUAAUUCAAUGUGUGACUUGGGUGUAAAAUAGCCACAGCUAAUUUUAUGUGAAACGUAGGUGUGCUGUGAAAUAUACCACGGCUAAUUUAAUGUGUAAUUUAGGUGUGAAGUAGCCAUUAAGAUUUUUAUUUCCAUGUUUGACUUCUUGCCUACCUGCUAUUAUUACCCUGUAUGUUUUAUUGAAAUGUCCUCAGCAUUUUGUGUACUUUGGAAACAUACAGAUUUGUAUUUGAUAUUUUGUGUUAUAUAGAAUGUUAUAUACAUGUAAUUUGUUAAGUAUAUAGAUGACAAUAUAUUUAUCGUAUAUUCCACUAACUAGUCUAUGUAUUUAUAAUGUAUUUGCCUUUAAAUUUAAAUUAUCAACAUAAGAACUUGACAUACUUUGUAUUCAAGAAUGUGUAAAUUUUACAAAACAAAACUAAAAAAUUUAUCGAUGACAACAAAAUAUAUUUUCUCUGAUAUCUGUCAUUUUAAUACUUUAAAUUUCGCUCUGAAAUUACUACUAUAAUCAAACUUUGUUAAGUAGGAUAACUCGAAGACCCUGUUUAACUCGAAAUAUUACUCCCGGCCAAAUUCCUUCUUUUUCUUUUCCUGAUCCCAACCACUUCAAAUUUACGAGAUAUGACUACAUUCAAAUGCUCUAUCAAAUAUACUGGUCAAGGGCAUCUGAAAACUUGGCUGGAAGAGGGUUAACUGUGUAUAAGAAGUUGUUUUCUCCCAUACUUCACAGGGUUAUCCGGUGGUUGCUAAGGAAAAGAUAAAUCGAUCUUUCACGGGGUGGGUAAAGACAGUCGCACACGCUAUAUGCCACUGCUCACAAUGACGUAACGUCAUCAUUUUACGUUGAGUAACCAAGUUGUAAAUGAUGAUGUCAUACAUUUUGACGCACAUUCCAAGGAGCAUUGAAAACGGGUGAUGACAAACUUUCAUGAAAAUUCAUGUUUGGUUGCAAGUAUGUGAGAAAAAUAAUCAAUCAUGGGUCUGUUCCGCGAACAAGGAUACCUCAACCCUCGUGUAAGAGUUUGGCUGGUCAGCACUCAGCAAGCCUCGUGCUGACUGGCCAAACUCUUACACGAGGGUUGAGAUAUCCUGUCCACGGAACAGACCCAUGAUAGAUUCUAUUAUUCCUUUACUGGGAAGGGUGUUGCCUAGCCUGACUUUCCCCUGGCCCUCGCACCAUAUCUGGUGUAGGAAACCCGACUUUCCUCUGGCCCUCACACCAUAUCUGGUGUAGGAAACCAGUUUCCUCCGGCCCUCACACCACAUCUGGUGUAGGGCCCCUACACCAGAUGUGGUGUCAGGGCCAGAGGAAACUCAGGCUAGGUGUUGUCAUAUCACCACACUGAAAUCUACUGUAAACGCACACGCAUAUUAGCAGUAAACUUAUUUCCUUGCUUUUCCACAUUGGAAUCAGAGAUAGAAUAUUAGAAUAUUUCCACAUUGGAAUCAAAGAUAAAAUAAUAGAUUUAGUUUCUAUAAAUUGUGUAUUAUUUUUACAGUAAGUUGUGUGAGUGUGUCAGUACAUCUGUGUUAUUAAAGCUCAACAAAGUAAUUCCAAGUUGUUUUUCCCUUGUUUGGCCUUUUAGAAAAUAUGAUAUUGGCCAAUCAUAAUGAUAUCUACUCAUAUUUUUAAAAGGCUGAAGAAACAUCAGAAAUCAUUUCAGUAUGUACAGAAAACUGUAAGGAUAUGCUUCUAAGUAUAGCUAGAUGGCACCUAUAUGUUGACAAAAAUAUUGUUUGGAAGGUUUGCUGUAAAUUGGGCAUUUAUCUAGUGGUUUUAAGGUUUUAUUUUUUGUGCUGUAAUUGUUCUUUAAGAUGUAGAUGGUGCCACAUAUUUUCACAUUCCUACAUAACAAAUCAAAUAAAACACAUACAUGCAAAUGUUAACAAAAUAUGUAAUUUUCAUCAUCAAUGCCAUUAAUGCCUUAUUUCAUUCAUCAUACAGUAUGUUAUCGCAGAUUCAUGAAAGACAACAAUUUCGUAGAACUAUGUAAUAUAUAUUGCCAGUAUCUUUGUUAAACAGCAUUUUAUUUUACAGAUAUACAUGGAUUUUAGCAAUACUGAUUAAUCAGACACCGACAAUGAUGUGGAAAACAAUAUCCAUUGUCAUUUCUGUAUGGAAUAUUACAAACCCCUGUUACUGUACUUAUUAUGCAAUAAGCUGUGAUUCAGCACAAUAUCAAAGUAGGAAGUAGGAUUCAUCCGACUUUCCUUGGUCUAUGUGCCCAAAAUCUGAAGGUAUGAGGCUAGGAGACUAAAAUAAAUCAGUUAGUCCAUUCAGAACUAAGGGUUUGGUUUAUUUUAUGUUUUUUACUGGACAAGACUUAUUGCAGGAUAAUUAUAGUAGCGUUAUCUUCGAUAUUAGGCUAGGAGACCAAAAUAAAUUGGUUAGUCCAUCAGAAUUAAGGGUUUGUUUUUUGUUUUUUUUUACCAGACAAGGACUUUUUGCAGGAUAAUUACAGUACCCAUCUUCAUACAGAAGAUUAUAAUUCACAUAAUCAAGCUUACUACAUUUGUUUUGGUCGGUGGUAUAAUGUAUUUUUUGUUCAGUAUUUACUGUCUGUUAGGUUUUAAAAUGUAUUUUUUAAAAGGUAUUUGUGUACUGGGUAUAUAUUUUGUGUUACCUAUUUACUAUAUACAUGUAUAAUGUUUUGUGUUAACUAUUUGCCAAUACUGUAUUUUGUAUGUUUCAGUCAUGUUACAUCAAUCAAUGUUUGUUUUUGAAUGAUUUAUCAAUAAAUUUAUGAAUGCGGUAA